CCGCGUGUGCCAAACACAAUAAUUGAACGCACCUUCGAGUUCCCCUCCAAUUCUUGCUCGUCCCAAAGUGCGUGCCAGUGCCAAUAUAGCACUCUGCGAUUCGCUUGACAUUCCUCGUCUGUCACUCCAGGCAACAACACUAUCAGUUUGCUAUGCGGUGGUGGCCAGCAGCCUUGUUGGCCCUUGCGGCGGCCGCGAGCUGCGCUGAAGACGUCGAAAUUAUCGAGGCGCAGCACCGGGAGUCGUCGCCGCGCGAUUCUUACCUCGAAGCCUACCAGCAAUCGCAAGGCGGCGGCCAACCGUCGCACCUGCCCCAAACGGACGGGGGCUUCCAUGUGUACGGGGCCCCCGUGCCCCAAUACGGUCCCGCGAAGGAGGAAAUGUCGCUCUACGGCCCCCCAUCGCCCCAGUACGGAGCUCCUCCCCUGAAACAGGUCAAGGAGCCCAACAUGUACUACGGGGUGCCCCACUUUCACCACCACUACACGGUGUCGGAACCGCCGCCACCGGCGGAACUCAUGGAACAACAGAGCGAGGGUCACGGCGGAUUCGAGUUGAGCACCGUCCUCAAAUUUUUGGCCAAGCUUUUCGUACUGAAGCUGCUGGUUAAGAAGAUCUACCUGAUCAUGACCCUGCUGUGGCUGCCCAAGGUGAAACUGCUGGAGUGGCUGGUCAAGAAGAAGAAGACCAAGCCCGCCAUCAACAAGCCAGACAAACCGGGCAAACCACCUCACAGCGACGAAGUCGACGACAUUGAGGAUGAGGACGACGACGACGUCAUGAGCUUCUUCCGCAGCAGUUCCAGAGGACUCAACGACCUUGAACACCGGGUGACCACGGCCAUCCACAAGCAGGCUCAAGACAACAAUUGAACGACGGGAAAUCGAGUUUGUGGCACAAAUUUAGAUUUGGGGAGUAGAUUAGUCGGCAGCUAAAAAGGUGUGAGACAUUUUUAGGUCACAAGUACACGGGAAGGGUUUUUGGAAAAGUGCCAUCGAGUGAGUAACUGGAAUUAACAAUUAACUUAUUUAUUUUAGGAUAGGAAUCUUUGAAUUGUAUGACGUAUUUAUUUUUGAAAUAAAACAGCAGAUUGUUCGCUUGUAAGAUGUUAUAAUUUUCCUUGCUACAAUUUUACAGCUGAUUCACAAGCACUUACACAAUAAAAGUUAAUUAGAUAAUAACUGCGUGUCUCUAGGAUAAAAAACUUAGAGCUUUAAAUUGCUGACAGGAGAGCUUUUGAGAGAAAAAUUGAAGAGCAUGAAUGGCUACAGUCUAGUAAUCUUUAAAAAUCAUGGUGCAGCAGCGGUAAUUCUUGUUUUUCAUCAUCAUCAUUCAUUUAAAUAUAAUUAUUUAAUUUAUUCUUAUAUGUCUUCUACAAACUACAUGUGUGUGUGUGUGUUGUGUUUGUGUAAUUAGAGUUGUUUCACCUCAUCAAUCAUUAUAGCGCGCGCGCGUAAUUCUUCAAAAAAUACACGAGAUGACCUCCGCGAAAAUCAUCACAUUCCAAAAUACAUGAAGUGCUACCACAAGCAGACCAUGAUAGGCACACAGAGGGGCUCUUACACAAUAAUUUAAUAACCGCGACGAAAACAAUCAAUAUAAUCACUAAUCAUAAUAGUAAUAGUGCUCUUUCCUUAUUUAUCCUUCUUCUCAUCAAUGUUACGCGUCACGACCAAUAUAAUGUAAAAAAUCUCUGGACACCGUUUCAGUGUAAAAAAUAUUCAAUAAACAAGGUUUGAGUCGGGAAUGGGAAAAGGGGCGACGGGAAAUGUGGUAGGGGAGGGUCGAGAGGGUAAAACACACUAGAAAUGCAGCGCGGCGUCCACGAGACGGGCCCUCGGAUUAAUAAUAUCACUUCAAACGUAAUUAUUGUUAAAAGCUAACAAUCUGGCCGAUGGAGCGGCCGGUCGGCCCCACCCUCGGCCUCUGCUGGGUGCAGGGGUUGAUCGACGCACCGAUUGGCAGCAGAGGGGUGGGGGUAGCACGUAGCAGCCGCACACCAGCAGCAGCAGCAGCACCAGCGAGUGGUUUUUUUGUAUUAUAUAUUUUUGUUGUCAUCCAAAGCAAGUGUUCGUUAUUUUCUUUCCGCGCAGUGGCCUCGUACAUCAAAGGAAAAUCAAUCAAUUGUGCAGCCGACGGAGAAAUGGGUGGAUGAAAGAAAGAAAAUGCACUUCUUGUGGUGCAGAACAGAGAUAAAGCAGAGUCCGAGUGGGCGGUCCUCCGGUGUGUAGGCGUGUCCAUGGCAGACAGCUGUGCACCUUGUCCGGUUCAAUGACCUAAUCAGCUAGCUGCCUCCGCGGAUUACAUUUCUCUCUUUCUCUACAGUUCCUUAUCAUUAUAGUCAAAAUUUUUUGCUCCAUUCAUUUGUUACACGUUCAAAAAAUAGAUAAUAAUCAUUUAGCACUGAGGUUUGUCUAGAGAUUAAUACAGGCUCCAAUUUAAAAUCACGUACCUCAUUAAAAUGUUGAAUUAAAAAAAAA
This is a messenger RNA of Cloeon dipterum, 2480 nucleotides long. RefSeq lists its product as uncharacterized. The record is from RefSeq and is a predicted model, not a curated record. NCBI's taxonomy places the organism in Eukaryota, Metazoa, Arthropoda, Insecta, Ephemeroptera, Baetidae. Bases 153 to 872 code for a protein of 239 amino acids. The transcript is spliced from 3 exons.